Messenger RNA from Hydra vulgaris (swiftwater hydra), 1254 nucleotides. Its product is annotated as AMMECR1-like protein. NCBI's taxonomy places the organism in Eukaryota, Metazoa, Cnidaria, Hydrozoa, Anthoathecata, Hydridae. The record is from RefSeq and is a predicted model, not a curated record.
CUGUUGCUUGUAUAAAUUUGUUCUCGGACACGGCGUUUUAGACUUUAUCAUAAAAACAAAAUAAACAAAAUUUAAACCGACUAUAAAAAAAUAUAAUUCGUUAUUGAACGUUGUAGUUAAUACUUUGAAAAGGCGAGUGACCAAAAUUGUUUAUUCCUGGACCUCAAGGUCUAGGAAUUUAAUACUAAUUCUUUAGAAAAUUUAGAAGAUUUUUAUAUUAUCAACUAUAAGUUUUGCUAAAAUGGUUGGGAAAAGACAAAGGGAAGAAAAGUUUUGUAAUCAAGUUCAAUUAAACAAAGCAGCCAUACGAGGAAAGCGACAAUCAAAUGGUUGGGUUCAAGAACAAGAAAAUCAAUACAAUUUGAAUGGAAUUCAUUUGAGAUUAAUUGUCUCUAAAGAUAUGGUUUAUUAUUGCUUUGAUGUUUUACUGAGUCAUUUAAAACAAUUAGAACUUCCAAAAAACAAGUCUCCAAAGUUUACAAAUGAUCCAUACCCAUUAUUUGUAACAUGGAAGGUAGGUAUUGAAAAAAGGCUUAGAGGAUGUAUUGGUACAUUUUCAGCAUUAAAGUUACAUGAUGGAUUAAAAGAAUAUAGUUUAUCAAGCGCUUUACGAGAUAGCAGAUUUUCACCUGUUUCUUUGGAAGAAGUUCCCAACCUACAUUGCAGUGUAUCAUUAUUGACAAAUUUUGAAGGAAACAAGAACUAUUUAGAUUGGGAGGUUGGAGUACAUGGUAUUCGAAUAGAGUUUUUUAAUGAACGAGGAAGAAAGUUAAGUGCCACAUACCUGCCAGAAGUUGCACAAGAGCAAAAUUGGAAUCAAGUUCAAACAAUCGAUUCUUUAGUGAAAAAGGCAGGAUACUGGAAUGCAAUUACAGAAGAGCUUCGUCGUUCUAUUAAACUCACUCGCUAUAGAAGCGAAAAGAUGGUUGUAAGCUAUGAGGAAUAUUCACAAGCGCAAUAAGUAUACCACUAGAUUUAUUUUUGAUAGUUUUUUUUUUUACAUCCAAGGGUGUAAGUAACUGUUACAAUUGCUACUUGGAUUUAACCGAUCUACGGACAAAGAUAUUAUUACAUUAAAAUAAGUAUGCGAAAAAUUCAUAAACAUGUUUGUUAAGUUUUUUAAUCGUAAACAUUGGAUUUACGUAAAUUAGAACUUUUGAAUAUGAAUAUAUUUUCAUGGUUACAAAGCAUUUUAUGGUGUUAAAACUUUUUGUUUUUAUUUGUAUUUUCUUAGAAGUUUUAAUGAAUGAAGUA